AGGGAUCAGUUGGUAACUGUACGAAUCAGAAAUUAGACCAAAUAAACCGAACGACACUAGCAACGCUUCCCCCAGUGUCCGACGAUGAUGCAUUUUCCAUUUCCUACUCGGCAUCGUGACUUGACACGUUGCCGAAGACGGAUGCUUGAAAAUAAAGAAUGAUUUCCAUAAAAAAUACUACUACUAAUUUACCAUCGUGCAACCCGCGUGCGUUUUUGCACCACCUGCCUUCAUCGAUGGAUGAUGGUGUUGAUGUUGAUGUUAUAACUGUUGUAAUUCCCAUUGAAUAAGACACCUUGAAAAGCGCUGAGAGACUCCUUUUCGUACCGAUGAAGUAGAUUCAACACGAAUGGAACAGAACAGAACAGAACAGAAGUACACGCAAACGCAACGCAUGACGCUAGUUCGUUUCGGUGUAGUGUGCUCUGUGUGUUUCUCUCUGUCUCUCGAACACAUCUUUUGCACAGGAACAUUGUCCUCGCGCCCUUAAAUAAAAUCAUCUUGAAAGGAGUCAUCGGACGCCGACGAGUCAUCGUCGGAAGACGAAUCAUCGUUGUGGCGGCGGUGGCGGGCCGUGGAACCUUUCUUUUUGUACAUGUUCUUCAGUGAGUCGCUGUAGGUGUUUCUUUUUCGUGACUGCAUUUCGAUGCGUGGAUUCGAUCCCAUACCGCUGUAGCCGCGUUUGUUCCCCAUCGAUGGAGCUCGACAACACAUGCGUUUCACACAGACACAAAAGCAACAAAGAAUGCUGAGAGCCACCAAACCUGCGACUGCGAGGCCUGAGACUCCGAGGUCGACGGGGAAGUAUUUGUUCUCUUCCGCCUGCUCCAUGGGGGAGUCACUGUUCUCUUCCGCUUGUGCCAUGUUUUCUGCUGGCGCAUCCUUGGAAUGAUCGAGGUGCUUUCCGGACAGGAUGUCUUCGAUGGAAUGUUCUGGCGACCUUGCAAAGUCCCCGUAGGGGGUGCAAUCGACCUGGCUCAGCAGGGCGUCGUAGACCAGGCGUGUUCCUUUUUUGAUUAACUUGAGAGACUUGUAGAUAUUUUCGAGCUUCUUGUCGCUAUGGUUGCAAUCUUCCCAGAUGGUUUGUCCGUGGAAUAUCUGGAAGCGAUCUUUGUAUUUCUUGUCGUUCGUCAACUCUUUCUGGAAGGCGCAGUCCCGGUACCGAAAGAUUUUCUCCGAGUUGGUGAUCUCUUCCAAUUCCAGGGCGUUGUAAUCUCUCACGAUGGCGUUGUUCCGAAUGGACUCGUCCGCGUGGUUCAAGACCCAACGGUUGUCAUCGUCGCAUUUACCCCCUAGGAUGUCGCAAGCUAUCACAUGGGAAAUGUCGGAUCCGUAGUAGUCCACCCCGCCCAUGUCGAUCAAGUCAACUUUCCACCCGGGGUCCGCAUCUAGAUAGGUCUGGGCGAGAUGCAAGGGGUUCAUGGACGAUGCGAGCUCGGAAAUGCGGGUGGACGACGUCUUGUCCAUGCACAUGUGCUCGUUAUAAGGUGUGUACUUGUCCAUUUCUUCCAGGUCUCUGACGUCCUUAUCGUCCGUGCCCGCCUUGCUGUUGUAGAGGCUCACCCAGUGCUCGAAGCGCGGAACUCGGUAGUUGAUCACCACGGAGACACACUCCGCCGGAGCCCCGACGCCUUUUAUGAGGUCCUUAAAGGCUUGCAUCUGCUGGUCCGAGUUUUCCGACGGGUUGCCCAUCUGGUCGAAUUCUUCCCCCCCGAAAAUAACGGUGUUGACUUCGGGAAUCUCGUAGUCGUGUUUGAUGGCAUCGAUGACUUCCGCUAGGUAAUCUUUUUGCUCGGGUUCCGUCACCACGCGGUUGUAUCGCUUGUAGGGCCGCUCGGGCUCGGUGCUGUUGGUAACUGGCCCGUAGACGAGGGGCCAGCGGACUUUCGCCAGGGGAUGGUAAAUCUUCCCGUGCUUGUGAUCGGGCCGCGCCCCCCGGGCGUACUUGAAUAAAAACUCUGCGACGCUAGUGGUGGCCGUUCUACGGGGUCCGGCCAGCAAGACCAGCUUGGUUCCCUGGCACUCGCCCGCCAACACAGGAGUUGUGGCACCGCUUAUCAGCAGGAGCAGCGCCAAGAAGGAGCAGCCGAAGGGGUUUUUCAUGGUGGUCGAGGAAUGCAAUUCGAUACGAUUCAAGAAUUGAGUUGUUGGUGGAUGGGAUGUAUAUUCCGGGUGUCAGAGACAAAAAGUAUCUG
This is a messenger RNA of Pseudo-nitzschia multistriata, 2195 nucleotides long. NCBI's taxonomy places the organism in Eukaryota, Bacillariophyta, Bacillariophyceae, Bacillariales, Bacillariaceae. The record is from the annotation of a GenBank genome assembly.